AUGGAGCAUUUGAGGAGUAUCUCCAUGGAUCUGACACUGAGCAUCUCUGGGGCAGCUUCCAUGGACAGCAUGAGCGACGACAAGAUCGCAAUCAUCGUCCCGCAUUCGUCUCCUAUCCUCUCGAACGAGGCUUCCCAUCCAGCUCCGAGUUCGGAGAAGAGGGCGGCGCCUGCUCUCGUCGCCAAGAAGGUGGCGGCGGAGUUCCUGGGGACCUUCCUGCUCAUCUUCAUCCUGCUCUCGACGCUCAUCGUGGACGAGGCGCACGGCGGCGCGCUGGGCCCGCUCGGCGUCGCCGCGGCGGCGGGGUCCGCCGUGGCGGUGGUCGUGGCGUCGCUGGCCCACGUCUCCGGCGCCCACCUGAACCCGGCGGUCAGCGCCGCCAUGGCCGCGUUCGGCUACCUCCCCAGGGCCCAGCUCGCGCCGUACGUCGCCGCCCAGCUCCUCGGCUCCACGGUCGCCUCGUUCGCGGCCAAGGCGGUUUACAACGAUCCGGCGGACCUCGGAGCUACCGUCGCUACCGUGCCGGCGCUCGGCACCGCGGGGGCGCUCGUCGUGGAGUUCGUCACCACGUUCGUCCUCCUCUUCGUCAUCACCGCCCUCGCCACCGAUCCAAAAGCAGUGAAGGAGCUGGUUGCAGUGGGAACUGGGGCGGCAGUGAUGAUGAACGCGCUCAUCUCCGCGGAGUCGACGGGAGCGUCGAUGAACCCGGCGAGGACGCUAGGGCCGGCUAUCGCCUCCGGGACGUACACCAAGAUCUGGAUUUACAUGGUCGCUCCUCCCCUCGGCGCCAUAGCCGGAACUGGAGCCUACGUUGCGCUCAAGUGA
Messenger RNA from Panicum hallii, 825 nucleotides. RefSeq names its product aquaporin NIP3-2-like. Gene Ontology annotation, molecular function: channel activity. Lineage: Eukaryota; Viridiplantae; Streptophyta; Magnoliopsida; Poales; Poaceae. The record is from RefSeq and is a predicted model, not a curated record. The transcript is spliced from 4 exons. Gene Ontology annotation, biological process: transmembrane transport. The coding region runs from base 1 to 825 and encodes 274 amino acids. Gene Ontology annotation, cellular component: membrane.